CGUCCAGCCUUUUUGCUUCUCCUCAAGCAUCGCCCUCUUCAACGCUGCGUUUCCAUGCUACAAACAGAGAAUGACGGCCUCCGGGCCCUCUCAAUCUCGCCUCAUCUCGCAUGUGGGAAAUUCGGAGAAAGCUUCAAAGCAAGAGAGAUACGUCUCUCUUGUGCUCGUUUUCCAUGUCUGGCGCCCUUGUGGCUCUCGACGUGUGUCUAUCGAGUCUGCCUGUGAUGGCCUGGCGUCACCCCGACGUCUGCAACAGACAUCAGAAAUCUCAGGCCCGGGAGGACCCGCGUGUAUACUUCGGGAAGACGCGGCUGUCUCUUUCUCGGUGUCCUAUGGGAAGUCGUUGCGAAGCUUGUUGCGCAAACUUGAGUGCGAUAUGCAGCGUUUGUUUUGCUUCGGCAGGAUAAAUCACACAAUUCCGAUCAUUCUGUUGAGGGCGAUGCUUCACCUCUUUUUCUCCCCAGGUAAGAUGCUGAUAUGUAUGCCUAUUUCGCUAUUGCGCAAGAAUACUACUAAUUAUUCAAAUCUCUUGUUGAGAUUCCUAGACGUCCAAAUCGAGUAGUGGUAGGCUACUCUGCUGCGUUACUCCGACUCAUCGAUUCUCUG
Messenger RNA from Trichoderma asperellum CBS 433.97, 606 nucleotides. The record is from RefSeq and is a predicted model, not a curated record. NCBI's taxonomy places the organism in Eukaryota, Fungi, Ascomycota, Sordariomycetes, Hypocreales, Hypocreaceae.